Messenger RNA from Mesorhabditis belari, 10071 nucleotides. The record is from the annotation of a GenBank genome assembly. Lineage: Eukaryota; Metazoa; Nematoda; Chromadorea; Rhabditida; Rhabditidae.
AUGGAAAUAACCGCUGAAGAUAUAUCAAUUGCGCUCGCGAAGAAAAAGAAACGCGUCUCGUUUGCCGAUGCCUACAUGGAACCGGAGGAGGAAGAGGAACCAACAAAAUUGGAUUUCAUCAAGCACCCCGAUGACGUGAUUGCCAGUAAUUUGGGCGAGAGUCUCGAGUUGAAAUGCGAGUUCAUUGGCACUUUCGAAUCGCUCAAGUGGUACAAAGAAGAAGUGGAGAUGUUCGAAAUGAGAAAUCGCUACGAAAUCCACACCGAAGAAGGGAUUUCCGUACUGAAGAUUCUAAGGGUCGCCCCACAAGACAUUGGCAAAUAUUACGUUACAUUGAAUGAUACAAUCAACAGUCAUUCGUGUCAAGUCGACAUUCGAGCACAACCAAAAAUUGACUUGCAGGGAACAAAAACGGAAAUUCGCCUCAAUUCUAAUCAGCAUUUGAACACUUCCCUAGAAUUUAGCGGUUAUCCUAAACCUGAAAUCAACGUCACGCUAAAUGGAAAUUCUUUCAAGAUUCGUGGUAGUGUCGAAGUGUACGAAGAUACGGUGACGUUGAAAAUUCGAAAUUUGAAGCCAAGCGAUUCGGGUAUAAUUGAAAUUGAAGCAGCUAACAAGAAUGGAACGACAAAAGUGACUCUGAAACUUGUUGUGAUCGAUGUGCCGAGUGCUCCUCAGCGGCCAAUGUGCACUAAAGUCACUCACAAAUCGGCGGAGAUCACUUGGAAUGCCCCAGCUGACGACAAUGGAGCCCCAGUGACUGCUUAUGUGAUCGAGAGGAAAACAGUCGAGUUUUCGAGAUGGAGACAGGUGUCAACGAUUGAUGAUGGAUCGACAAAGUACAUUGCGAAGGAUUUAUUAUCGAACGAGUUCUACGGUUUCCGCAUCCUCGCUGUGAAUGCUUGUGGCGAAAGUGCUCCAAGUAAAGUUGUUGAUGUGGAUACACUGUCGGAACCCGAGCACGAUGAGGAUUCGAUCGACGAGGAGAUUCGAGAGAAAAUCGAGGAAGCGGAGGACUACGAAAUUUCAGAGAUCGACGAGGAUUUCAACUUACAGAUGGCGAAGGAAACUCAACUAAUCGAAGAAGUGCAAGAUGAAUCAAUCACGAAAAAGCUACGAUUACCAGGAGGUGGUAUGUUUGAGAAAUUUUUCCAAUCGUUUAUCCGCAGAACAGUCAGUGGUGAUGGCGGUGAAGGAAAAGGAGUAAAACAAGAUGACGCUGAAAGUGCUGCCACCACAAAGAGAGAAACUUUCAAAACAAACAAAAAGCUAUCCACCGAGAAGCAACUCACCAAGAAUUUGCAUGUGAAGGGAGCUGAAGGCCUUGCAGCUUCAGCUUUAACCGAAGUGACAGCCGAUGCCGAAUUCACGGGAGAUGAACACGAAGGAGCUAGUCAACGCAGCAUCACACAGAAAGAGAAAUCUCGACUUUCCCGUCGAACUUUGGGAUCAACGGAUAGAAGAACGACCAUUGAAUCCGAGUUCUCGCAGACAGAAGAAUCUGAAGCGAUUGAAGCCGGUGCUGCUGCAAGAUCCAGAGCAAAGGUGUCAAAGAAAUCUCGAGAGCCACGAGAAAGGCGAUCAAGUGUGGAUUCGGAAUUGAGCAAAGCCGAAGAUCUGGCUGGCGCUGAAGUGACUAGGAAAGGUGACGAAAAGUCAAAAGCUUCCAAGAAAGCAAGAGAACCCACACAUAAGCUAACAAAAAUUGACAGUCAUUUGGCGAGAGACGAAGAUGAUGAAGAAGCUGGAAUGCUUGGAGAAUCUGAAGAAAAACUGGCUGUUGGCAAGAAAAUGAAAGAAUCCAGUAAGUCAAAAACGAAAAGCGAGACCGCAUUGUCAAAAGAUGAAGAUUCGUUGAGUGCUGAAACAUCGUUAACAACAGCUGAAGCAUUGAAAGCAAGAAGAAAAGCAAAAGGAUCAACACUCCGAGAAUCGUCGGCUGAUUCAGACUUUAGGAGAGAAGGUGAAGAAGAAACGACAAGCACUUCGAAAGCAGAUAAAUCUAAAAUUAAGACAAAGAAAAGAGUCAAAGAACCAACGAAAAGAGAAGCAGUCAUGGAUGCUUCUUUAGUUGGUGAAGAGGAUGAAUUUGGGGCAGAUGGAGAGCUUCUUGACAACAAAAUGACUGCUUCAAGAAAGGCUAAACAACCAAAAACCUCAAAAACUGCAUUGUCACAAGGAUUGACACGCGAGGAUGAAGAAGCUGCAGCUGAGAAAGAACUAGGUAAAGUGAAUCGAGGAAAGGGAACAUCAUAUCGAGAGUCGUCGGUGGAUUCUGAAUUCGCUCGAGAAAGCGAACAUGCGGGAAUGAGUAAAGAAGAACUAGCUAAAGCUAAAGCUUCUGCUAAACGAAAAACAAAAGAAGCUUCAAAGAGAGGCGCAAAACUAGAUGCAAAUCUGGACAAGCAAGCUGAAACUGGCGACGCUGAAGGUGGGAAAAGACUCUCGAGAAAAGAUCAAGAUUCGUAUGGUGAGACUUCGAUCAGUUCUGAGAUUGCUCGAGAUGAACAGACUUUAGAAGCUGAUCAUGGAAUGACAAGCAAAACAAGAACUGCCGCGAAAAAGGGUGUAAAACAGCCGAAAAAAUCCAAGAUCUCGUUAAAUGAAGAAUUCGAGAAUAUGGGACAAGAAGGUGACGCUGUUGGCUCACAAAAGUUACACCGAAAAGGAAAAGGAGCUUCGUAUAGAGAAUCUUCGCUUGAUUCGCAGUUCUCAAAAGAUGGAGAAUCGGCGAGUGCUGAAAAGCUUGGUAAAGAAAAGGAAAGGUCAAGCGUCAAGAAGCGUUCUAAAGAACCUCGUGAUUCAAAGACUGAUAUGAGUGCUGAAUUUGGACGAGAUGGGGAAAACGCUUCAGCUAAAGGCAAUGAAAAGCUCUCUUCAAAAGAACGAUCAUCAUAUCGGGAAUCUUCUGUUGACUCUGAGUUUUCAAGAGAAGAUCUUGUUGGUGAAGCGAAUUCAGAUAGAGCAGCUAAAGCUAAAGCUGCUGCUAAAAAAAGAGCUAAAGAAGCGGGAGAAAGCAAAGCGGGCUUGAGUAAAGAUUUAAGACUUGAUGAAGAGAUUGCUGAUGCGGAGAUGGAGAUAGCUGGAAAAAAUCUCAAGAAGAUCUCGAAGAAAACAAGGGAACCAUUGAAAGGAAAAGUGAGUGUUGAAGCUGAUUUGUUGAGAGAUUCUGAAGCAGAAGAGACGGAGGAUCUAUCCGAGAUCUCGGAACGAACUAAACUAGCCAGAAAAAUGAAAGAAAGCGCAAAAACUAAUGCAAAGAUUUCACAAGAUUUUGAGAAAGAUGAGGAUUCUGAAGGAGUUACUGAUUCGAGAACCCAUCAAGAGAAACUGAAAUCGAAAAAGAAGUUGAGAGAACCAACUGAUGCUGAAGCUUCAGUAGACGAAAGUGUUUCUCGGAAUGAAGAAGCUGAGAACGCGGAGAAGAGAGAUGAGGGCAAAAAGUUCACCUUUGGACAAGAGAUGGCUCCUGAGUUUGUCAAAAAACAACGGGAUAUCACCGCCGAGAUCGGAUCGACGGCUGUCAUUGAUGUCAAAGUUGCUGCAAACCCUGAACCAUUGAUCUCUGUCUACAAGGAUAACGAGCAUAUGGAGAAAAGUGAGAGGGUGACAUUCGCAGUGACACAAGAAGGAAAUCUCUACUCGUUUUCGAUGAUCAUCGAAAAUGUUCGACCGAUGGACGCUGGAAUGAUCACGAUGAUUAUCUCGAAUGAUUUUGGCAAAGCUGAGCAUAGCUUUAAGUUCAAAGUCGAAAAGAGUGCUCCACGAGAUCUGAUGAAUUUCGAGGCUCCUCAAUUCGUUUCACCAAUCAAAGAUCAAGUAAUCAUGGAGGGUGAAACGGCUAGGCUAAAAGGCAAAGUUCUCGGCUAUCCAUCUCCCGAAUUGAUUUGGCUGAAGAAUGGCAAAGAACUCCAAGUUGCCGAGGAUUCGCGCUUUACAUUGGAAUAUGCCGGUGACGGUGAAAUCGAUCUCUCAAUCAGCAAUUGUACUUUCGCUGAUGAUGAUGAGUACAGUCUACUCGUUGAGAAUAUUGCCGGUGUGGACAGUUGCAAUUUCGAGUUGAUCGUCGAAUGUCCAGUUUACGACGAUGCUGAACGUUUCGAGCGAAGGCGAAUAAAUCGUAAAACGCGCAAAAUGCAGAGACAAGAGGCUGUCGCUCCAUCAUCGGAUAGUGAAAUCGAUUUGGAGAAACAGAUCAAGAAGAAAGGGAAACGAACCAAAAAGGUCUUUGAGCGGAGCAAUUCUUUGGCCAAGCGCAUGACGCAACUACUUCCACCGAAAUUCGACAAAAUCCUCUCGGAUCAUGAUGCGGUCGAGGGCGAGAAUGUGAUUCUUUCGGUGGAAGCACGGGGUAUACCCGAACCAGAGAUCCACUUCUAUCAAGAUGGAAAGAAAUUGAAAACCGAUGACAAGGUUUUGAUCAAACGCGGCAGUGGAGAAGCCGGAAGUCAUAUGCUCAUCUUGAAGGACAUUCAAAAAGACGAGGAAGCCGAAUAUGCAUGUCAAGCUGUUAACAUUGCUGGCGAAGCAUGGUGUUUUUCUGAUGUCGUUGUCCGGUCGUCCAAAGAAGAUUCACUCGGUGCUGAUGAAACGAUAGCAGGAAAAGAGGCUAUUCCUACAAACGAGAUUCACUCCCGAUUUGGUGACCCGAGCACCCUCCAUUCAGAAACUAACAUCACCACUAAGAUCACCGCCAAGGAAGGAAGUGCUGAGGUACUUUCUCCAUUGAAGCAACCGCUAUCCGCAAGCAUUGUUAAGACCGUUCGAUCUCGAACGAGCACACCUGUGGACGGAGCUGAACAAAGCACUGAUGAGGAAGGUGUUUCAGUGACUUCAAAGAGUACCGAGAGAGAUCAAGCCACAAUGCAUGCAUUAGCAACAGAAAGAAGAGAAUCAGUUGAUAGAAAAGCUGAAGCUGAAGGGCAACUUGAUGACAGUUUAACGAAAAGAAGACUUUCCACUGGAUCCACUGAUUCAUCUGGAAGAAGAAGAAAACGUCGUGAAGGAUUUGUAUCUGUGCCUGAUUCAAGAAUCUUGGCUUUGCGCGGUGAUUCGAUCAAAUUCGAGUGUGAGCUUGCGAAUGAAGAAGAUGAAAUGGAAUGGUUUAUCAAUGGGAAACCGGUUAAAGAUGAGCCGAAAGCCACCAUUGUUAAUAAGGGAAUCAUUCGACAUUUAAUUUUAAGCAAUGUUUCACCAAAAGACUCAAAUAUCGUGAUCUCUGGACAAAUUUCGUCAGCUGUAUUUGAAUCGAAGUUAAUUGUUGAAGAAACACCAGUAAUCAUUGAGAGCAAAUUGGCUAGAAAGACAAUUUGCAAAGAAGGCGAACCAUUCACUAUUAAAGUCAAGCUAAAUCAUGGAACAAAAUCCGUUCGUUGGUUGAAAGAUAACGAGGAUUUAAAUGCAAAUUUCGAUUAUGAGCUUUUCGCUGAGCCGGACGAUGAAUAUGUUUCAUUGACGAUCAAGAAUCCCUCCUAUAAACACGCUGGUCGUUACACUUUGCAAGCGGGCGACUCAGAAGUGUCGACUGUCUUGGAAAUUCAUGGGAAACCGAUUUUCCCCGAAGAGGGUCGACCAAUCGAAAUCGAAUCACAAGAGAAUUUGGUGAUGAAUCUCAUUUUCAAGGGUGAACCUGAGCCAACUGCCGAGAUUACAUUAAAUGGAAAACCGAUUCCGAAAGAAGCAAAAGCUGAGCUAGGAAUUUUAUCAAAUACGAUUCGUUUCUCAAAAAGACAUGCCAGUAAAGAGGACUCUGGGGAAUACAAAAUCACGAUCAAGAACGAGUAUGGUGAGGCAAGCACAACAGUGAAAGUCACCGUUGCUGAUGUACCCUUUGCUCCAAGCGAUGUCUCGAUAGCGAAUUUGUCUGGUAAUGUUGUCACUCUUGAAUGGGCACCAUCAAAUGAUGGAGGAGCACAAAUCACUGGCUACAUUGUUGAGAAGAAAGAAUACGGUCGACGUGCUUUCCACAGUGUUGGACAGGUGUCGUCUACUCGUACUGCGAUGGAGAUUGAAGAACUUGAAGCAGAUUCGGAAUAUGUUUUCCGAGUUGCCGCCAUGAACAAAUUCGGAACUGGUGAAUUUGCGGAGUCAAAGCCGGUGAAAACGGGAACUGCAUUCGAAGCCCCAUCAAUUACUGAACCACCGAGAAUUGGUGCAAUCACCAAUGAUUCAAUCUCGAUCUCGUGGAGUGAACCAACGAGGACUGGAGGUUCACCAAUCUACGCUUACGAAGUGUUUGUAAAAGAGAAUGGUAGUGGAUGGACAAAGGUGACUAGUGAGCCGAUCUUUGUCAAGAAUUAUACAGUCACCGACUUGAAGCCUGGAGUUGACUAUAAGUUGAAAGUCGAGGCUUUGAAUGAGGCCGGUUUGCAAUCGAGUUCGGAUAAGAGCACUGAAUUCGUCUCCGUGCAAGGAAAGCCUGCACAUAAGCUGCAAAUUCCAAAAGUCAUCAUCACCGAUGCCGAUUCAGUAGACGUUUAUUGGGAUUCACCGUCGGAUUCUGAGCCAACCGAAUACACCGUUGCUUAUCGAUCUGAGCAAUCGUCUGUUUGGGCUGAAGUGAACGUUCCUUGCAGCCCAGCGCACAUUACUGAUUUGAAAGAAGGGAUCGCUUAUGUGUUCCGAGUGGCGCCAAGAAAUCAACACGGAGUCGGCGAGUAUUCAGACACGACCACUCCUGUCAAAGUGGCGCUCAGUGUGGCACCGACGAUCAUCAAAGCACUCAAAGAUGUGACAGUUCCACAGCCAGCUCCUGAAUACAUUUGGUACAAAGAUCGAAACGAAUUCAUCCCGAAAGAUGACACUAUGGAGAUCUUAUGCGAAGGUCAUAUGUCGGCCUUAAAAAUCCAUGGCACUAGUGCAGAUGAUGGUGGGAAAUACACGUGUGAAGUGAUCAACGAAAUCGGGAAAGCGCAAACGAGUGCCAAUGUGACGAUUGGCGAUGUGAGAGCCCAUUUCGAGAGAUCUUUCUCGGAAGAAACGAGCGUUGAAGAGGGAAUGGACAUUGUUCUCACGUGCACUCUUUCAGAUGCCGAUGCAACUGUGAAUUGGUUUAAAGAUGGUCGCAAGUUAGCAGUUUCAGAAAGAAUCGAAAUCAACAAGACUGGACCAAAUUGGACACUAAGAGUCAAGAAAGCGACUUUGAUGGAUGCUGGACAUUAUCGUUGUGAGACUUCUGAUGAAAGAAGUAGAGCUGAAGGGAAUGUUAUUGUGAAAGAAGAAGAUCCACAUAUUCAAGUUGGUCCACAAGAUCAAUUUGUUCAAGGAUUUGGUGAAACUGUGACCCUCACGUGUGAACUAACGAAACCAGUCAGAAAGCCGAAAUGGUUUAAGAAUGGUGUUGAAGUCUGGCCACAAAUGAGUAAAAUUGUGAUGUCAAUGGAAGACAAAACGGCUACUUUGAUGAUCAGAAAUUUUGAGAAGAACGACGUUGGAGAAUACACGAUUUCAAUCUCUGAUAAAGAAAAAUCGGCACCGGCAAAAGUUGUGCUGAAUGUUAAACCGAUCAUCACCAUCCCAGAGCCACUCGAUAAACCCGAGGUUAUCGCUAUUGCGGGAAAAGAAUUCGACUUUGCUGCCGAGUUCAAAGCAAAUCCAGAGCCUUCUAUCAAGAUUUAUCACAAUGGGCAACCAAUUUCUCUUUCUGGAGCCGAGAUCGAUAAAUAUGAGGACACUGUUUCAGUUCGAAUGAAACACAUCAAAAAGGGUGACUCGGGAGAAAUCAAGAUUGUUGCAAGCAAUGAGCAUGGAGAAACGGUGAAAACGAUCAAUUUGAAUGUGAUUGACGUUCCUUCAGAGCCACUGAAUGUUGUACCUUUCAACACAACAACUCAUUCAACUUGUUUAAGUUGGGAGGCUCCAGAGAGCAACAAUGGAUCACCGAUUACUGGAUAUGUCAUUGAAAGGCGACAAGUCGAGCAUGAUCGUUGGAGAAAUGUUGGACGCGCUCGUCCAAAUCAUCUAACAUUUGAAGAUCUUGAGCUUUUCAAUAACGAUCUUUACACGUAUCGUGUAUUGGCGGUGAAUGAAGUUGGACCUGGACAUCCAAGCAAACAUGUUGAUGUUUACACUCUAGAAGAUGAACGGGAAGAGUCAGAAGAACGAGAAACCGUUGUGGCUCCGACCCAGGAAUUGGAAACACCUGAAGUUCCGGAUGUUGUGGUUGAUCGGGCUGAGGUGCACUUGACAUGGCCGUCUACUCCUAGUGCCGAGUUUUAUAGAAUUGAGCGUAAACCAGCGACCACUGGAGCGUGGAUCGAGUUGGCGACAACUGAUCGCUUGAAUUACACUGAUCGAUCGAUCACCGAUGAUGAGCCGUUUGUUUAUAGAUUGGUUGCUCUUGGCAGCAAUACCAUUUCGCCUGCCGGUGAUGCGUCUGUGGCUGUGAAGAUUCCAAAGGAAAAAUUGGAAAAACUGAAACCUGAAAGCAAGAAGCAGGAGGAAGAAGAAGAAAGACUGGCUGAGAUGGAGCAAAGAGUUGAAGAAGAGGAAUCUGGAAAGAAGAGACGGCUGAAGAAGAAAGAGAAAAAGAGUCCAUCAGAGGCCAAAGUGGAGAAGAGAAGUCUCAGCUUUGAAGAUGGACAAGACGCUGAGCUAUUUGUUCAAAUCAACGAUCAAGAAGUUGAAGCUGAAUGGACAAAGGAUGGACAAUCAUUAGAUGUUUCAUUCAAAGUGAUUACUGAGAAAAACUCUUGUCGUCUACAAUUCAAGGCAAAUGAGAAGACUGGUGGCAAGUAUGUGUGCAAAGUUAAGACAAAAGAUGGACAAUCAGCUAUAGUCGACUUUGAAGUGGUGAUCAAUGAAAAGCCCAGAAUCGAGAUUGAAGAGUCGUCAAUGGACGUGAAAGCCGGCGAAACGGUGCAACUUUAUGCGAAUAUCUCCGGACAUCCACCACCAAUUUGCACGUGGACAAAAGAUGGAAAAGCUUUGAAGAACGAUUCAAAGCAUACUAUGAAAGAAAAGGAUGGAGUUGCAACGCUCACCAUCAAGAAUUGUCAACCCGAGUCGGCUGGCACGUAUGUGUUGCUGGCAAAGAAUAAAACUGGGGAAACGAUUGUGAAGAUAAAACUUGGUGUCAAAGGACUUCCAUCAGCACCCGAAGGGCCCGUUGAAGUGACGACUGUGACGGCUGAGGGAUGCACUCUCUCAUGGAAUCCACCACAAAAUGAUGGAGGAAGUCCAAUUCUUGGCUAUUGCGUCGAGCGACGAGAGGCUAAGAAAAACACGUGGGCUUUUGUGACAAGAACCACCGAAACGAGCACGAUGUUGACUGGAAUGCAAUGGGAUGUCGAUUAUCUCUUCCGAAUUUCGGCUGAGAAUGCAAUGGGCGCCGGUCCGCCAGUCGAGACAUCGGCCACCAUCAAAUUGCCCAAGAAAAGUGAAAAACCCCUCAUGGCUCCACCAAAACCUCAAGUGAUCGGCGUCACUCAAAACUCGGCAAAAGUCGAAUGGAAAGCUUCGGAGGACCCGAAAACGCAUUACUUAUUGGAAUUCAAAGAGGUUAAAUCAAAACGUUCUUGGCAAACUGUCACAAAAGAGACAAUCACAACGACCACCCAUACAGCUGAAGGCUUGAAGAAAGAUAUCGAAUACCAAUUCCGGGUCUCCUAUGUGAAUGAAACGGGCUCAGGUCCAGCCUCCGAGCCAUCCGAUCCGGUCAAAUGCGAAGAUCGAAAGGUCGAAGCGAAGCCCGAAUUCACCGUGAAACCCGACGAGUUGGUGGUGGGAAAAGAGAAAGGAAAGGUGAAAAUGGUGGUUGAAUUCAAUGGAGAACCACAACCUGAAGUGCAUUGGUUGAAGAAUAAAAAGGAAGUUUUCUCUGGAAAGCGUCAAUGGAUCGAGACCUCACCGGGCACCUCAUCGCUGACAAUCGGUGAAAUGAGAGAAGAUGAUGAGGGAGAGAUUACGAUCAAACUCAAGAACUCUUUGGGUGAAGCGUCAUACUCUUUCAAGCUUUGUAUGGACUCGCCGCCACAGAUCAACCGCGUCGAGCGCUACGCAUCAGCGCAACUCUUCGACAAGGGAGAAACCGUCAAGUUGCGCCUCUCGUUCACAGGUUUGUCUCUAUUUCAC